Molecule: messenger RNA, 706 nt
Organism: Paramecium primaurelia
Lineage: Eukaryota; Ciliophora; Oligohymenophorea; Peniculida; Parameciidae
Source: the annotation of a GenBank genome assembly
AUGAGUCUUAUUGAGAAGGCUUCAGCUUCAUUUUAAUAAGCUAUUGUCCUCAAUCCAAAUAAUGAAUCUGCAUAUUUUAAUCUAGGUAUACAACAAUUAAAAAAUAGCAAAUUUCUUACAUGAAUUAAAAUAAUUUAAAGAUUCUAUUUCAUAUUAUGAUCAAGCUAUUAAGCUCAAUCCAAAUAAUAGCAAAUAUUAUUUGAAAAAAGGUUAAAUUAUUGUAAGCUUUAGGUUUUAGUUUAUAAGACAAUUAUUAAUUUGAAAAAGCUAUAGCGUGUUAUAAUUAAAUACUUAAUCUUGAUCCAGAUCGUUAUACUGAAGAGUUAUUACUCUUAAAUAAAGGUAACUUUAAACUGAAAUUUUUAGGUGCAUCAUUAGGUGCAAUAAACCGUUAUGAAGAGCAAUUAGCUUGUUAUGAAAAUAUGAUUCAAAUUAAUCCUAGCAAUGAUGAAGCUUAUUAUCUAAAAGGUAUAUUAUCAAAUAUAGAUAAGCUAAAACCCUAUUGCAUUUAAAUGGGUUUAGAAAAUCAUUAGAGUUCUUUGAAAAGGCCAUAGAAUUAAAUCCAUAACAUGUGUAUGCAAAAAACUGUAGAAGUAAUGUUAAAUAUAAAAAGAUAGAUUAUGUUCUAAAACAUUUAACACUAUUUUCAAAAUCUAAAAAUAGUUCUAAAAAGCUGAGUUCUUGUAAAAGUAAAAAGAAAAAAUGA